This is a messenger RNA of Macrosiphum euphorbiae (potato aphid), 549 nucleotides long. The record is from the annotation of a GenBank genome assembly. Lineage: Eukaryota; Metazoa; Arthropoda; Insecta; Hemiptera; Aphididae.
AUGCUAGUCCAGAUCCCGUUGACCAGGUUGAGGAACACCCUCAACAAACUUGAGUUGACUGCCAUUGAUAAUCUGCUACCAACAGAGCAGAGAAGAAAAAUAGCCAUGUUUUACCGGCAAGAAGAAGCCAAGAGGACGCAGUAUAGCCUGGAACCUGUAUACGUGAUACCUCCAACUGUGGUGGCGCAAAGACGCCCUUCCGCAACCGAAAUGACGUGGGUCGAGUUCCUCAAAUGUUGGGAGAAGACACCAGAUACACUCAAAACUCCACCUAUUAUUCAGCAAGUAACCAGCACGACCCAAGAGGAAAAUGAGAUGACAGAAACCUCAUCACAACACAGUGAAACUGAAUCAGAGGUCAUCAUCGAAAGAAUCCGGGAGAUGAUCACUAAUAAACCGGAAGCUAUUCGAGAAAUACGACAACGUCUAUGGGAGACCAAAAAGUACCUAAAAGAGUUCCAGAAUGUGUCAAAUAUCCGUCUGAAACGUCUCUUGUACAAAGUAAAGACAAAAGCUACUCGCGAGUACAAACGGCAAAACAAACGUUAG